GGAAGCUAAUAUGAAAGAGGAGAAAUAUCCUCAACCCAUUGGCUAGUCACUGAGAGCAAUGCCAGUUAUUUAGCACUGGAGGCAGGGCUUAGCUGGCUGACUCAAACCUCAUUGAUUGCUUAUCUCUAAAGGGCAGGGUUCCAGUGUCAAAAUGCCAGUUAAGUGUUGUCUCUUUCCCCUGUUGUGGGUCAGCAGGUGAUAAAGUGGUCACACUAGCUAAGGUAGGUUUCCAAGGAAAGAGCCUUUCCCAGGAAACUUAAUGUGCUUUUGAGUUCCUUGCAAGGUGCAGGAAGAGGGACCAGAGCCUAGUCCUGAGAGGUAUGGGAGGAUACUUUUCUUUUUCAGUAACUGUGCUUUCAGCAAAGCAACUGAGAUAUUUUGUUAAAGGGCAGGUGUAUAAGUUAGGGCAGCUUGUUUAUAUUAAGAAUAUCAAAAUCAUGCAAUAUCUGGAUGGAAAGUCUGUGUUUUUUCUACUGAGCAGGAAAAAUAUGAACUAUAGCACAGCUAAUGCUCUUUGCUGAAAUAAUGUACCACCAAAAGUGCAAAAUUAUUGUGUUUUACAUGCAUAUGUGUGUAUUAUGGCAGUACCUGGUAGUAACUCCCAUGUGUGUAUAAAAUGGUUAAAAAAAAUAAUUUGAGGAUUUUAGUUAAUUGCAAAUCCCAGUUUUCCUGUGCUGGGAAUCUAAGAGGGGAGGAGACUCUGAUUAAAAAUGGAUGAUCUUCCUUUUGUGCUACUGCAUGAGUGCUGGCUAGUUUAUUUAUUUUCACGGUCCAAAGUGAGCGAACUGCAAACAAGGAUUUCCCUACUCAAGUUGAUAAAAUGUUGAGACCCCUCCUAGUUCGUAAAGAAACCUGCUCAGCUCCUUUUCAGGUUCAAGGGUGUUCUUUGGAGAAGUUACUUUGAGGCUGAGACCCCAUUAGCUGUAACAAUCUCUCUCCUGUCUGGAAACAACCUCUAUUUAUUCUUCUUGCAAGUAACCUCCUAAAAUAACUGGAAAAAAUAGAAGGAAAAAUACGGAAUGGGUGGGAUUUUUGAAUGGGUAACUUGGUGCUGACUCUGGUUAGUGUAUAACCAUUUCACAGGUUCCAGGGUUUGUGUGGGUCCUUCGCACAGCAGCAAAAGCAAAGGGUGCGGGGGGGGGGGGGAUUUUAAAUUGGGAAAAUGUGACUGUUAAAUAAAACCAUUGGCGAGGGCCGCUCGAAGGCAGGCGCAGCCCCUGAAACUACUUAUAACUGUUUUAUAAAAAACUGACUAAAGAUUUCAAACUGCCACGAUCCCUUUAUAGUAAGAGAAGGAAGCCUGCUUUCUUUUUCCCCUGUAAGGCUGUGGCGCUUGGAAGAACAGCAUGCAGGAUCCCAGCAGUACAAACGCCCUCCCCCCGCUGUUUUACACUGGCUCCAGCCUGUGUGUCUCACUCUCUCAGGCUGCUGCUUGCUGGGUGUGGCUAGUGCUGCUUUAUUGGAGAUUCCAGCUGUGGCUGUCUGUCAGUUUCCGCCCCCAAAGAGGAGUGAGUUUUCAGGGACUGGGAGCUGCGGUAGGAAGAGCAGGAGCAGCAGCACGCGGAGAUCAGGUUUGCUUUCUCCAGGGGAUUGGGAGAGAAAUGAACCAUCUGAAGAAGCCCCCCCGCUCUGUUACUACCACGAGUUUUUCUUCAGAGCAACUUUGAUUGUGGGUUCUCUUCUCUGGAGCGGCUGUAUGUGUAGAUAGGCUGCCGAGAAGCUCUCAAACUGCAAUCGAUCAGAUUACAAAGGGUGGGUGUGUGUGUGUAGGGGGGCUCAUUCAGAAAAGAGGCUCGAAAGGCAAAUGAACCGGGCUGUCAAGCCAAAGAGCUGGAUCCACAAAGAGCCUGCUAUAAUCUGGACCUUUGCCUGGUAGGGACUGUAAAACGGCCACCUUUCAUGAAUGCCGGCAGAACUCAAACAGGAGCAAAGCCCCAGCAACCAGACAUCAAUAACAAUGAUGCAAGAGCCUCAGGAGAUGGUAGAGGAGACUGUUACUGUUGAGGAAGACCCGGGUACCCCUACUUCCCAUGUGUCUAUUGUGACUUCAGAAGAUGGAACCACAAGGAGAACUGAGACUAAGGUCACAAAAAUGGUCAAAACAGUCACUACUAGAACAGUACGCCAGGUCCCCCUGGGGCCUGAUGGCCUGCCUGUAAUGGACAGCUCCUCUCCCAUGGGCAGCUACACAGAUUCAAUAGACAGAAGAUACAUGAAGAAUGGCGAGCGUUACAUCACACCACAAGCUUCGUCCACGUUGACCAGAUCUUACAAUAGCUACGAUUCUUAUCCCGACGGCCAUGAUAGCCAGUAUCGCCCUUUUAUCAGCCACGAUGGCUACGGAGACCUAGCUGACAAUUAUGGCAGCUUGUCACGUGGCAUCAACUACCGUCCUCGCUAUGCUUACAUGCCAGGAAACAAUUACCGGCCAGAGGAUGGUAGUUUCACCUUGCCAAGCAGAAGGGAUAACUAUGGUCCCAUCGCCCAGCCCCAAGUGCCAACAGGCAGCAACGUUGACUUGAAUCGCUCCCAGCCAGAACGUUUCCAGCCAGAGCCUUAUGGGCUAGAGGACGAUAACCGCAGCCUUGGGGUAGAUGAUGAAGGGUAUGAACUGGACCCAGAUUACUCCACAGUGAACCGAAGGACAUCUGCAGGGGUGCCUGAGAGGGGGAGACCUCACAAAGGAAGGGGCUACGAUGACCCUGUUGAGACAGAGAUGGUUGACGAAAGGAUCCCUUACCUUCACGGUGGCUACGCAGCACCAUUAGCGCAGCCUGAGAGGGGGAGCAUGGCUAGCAUCGAACGCCUGGGCAAGCGCUCCCCCUCGAUUGACAGCAUCCGCAAAGACCCCAGGUGGCGGGACCCUGACCUCCCUGAAGUGAUUGCCAUGCUCAGUCACCCCAUCGAUCCAGUCAAGUCCAACGCGGCAGCAUACUUGCAGCACCUGUGCUAUGAGAACGAUAAAAUAAAAAAGGAUGUGAGGCAUCUCAAAGGGAUUCCCAUCUUGGUGGGGCUGCUAGAUCACCCAAAGCCAGAGGUCCAUCGCAAAGCUUGUGGGGCUCUCAGAAACAUCUCUUACGGGAAGGAUAACGAGAACAAGGUGGCUAUAAAGAACUGCGAUGGGAUCCCGGCAUUGAUCAGGUUAUUGCGGAAGACAAACGACAUGGAAGUCAGAGAGCUCAUUACAGGCACUCUUUGGAACUUGUCAUCCUAUGAACCCCUAAAGAUGGUGAUCAUUAACCAUGGCCUUCAGACUCUGACAAAUGAGGUGAUUAUCCCCCAUUCCGGAUGGGAGAGCGAGCCGAAUGAGGACUCUAAGCCUCGGGAUGCUGAAUGGACCACGGUCUUCAAGAACACAUCUGGCUGCUUGCGGAAUGUAAGUUCAGAUGGCGCAGAAGCUCGCAGAAGACUAAGAGAGUGUGAUGGCUUAGUGGACGCUCUCCUUCAUGCUCUACAGUCUGCAGUAGGCAAGAAGGAUACAGAUAACAAGUCUGUGGAGAACUGUGUGUGCAUUAUGCGAAACCUUUCAUAUCACGUCCACAAAGAGGUCCCAGGAGCCGACAAGUACCAAGAGCAGGAUGCAAAUCAACCUACCAGCACAGGAGGCUCUCAGAAGAAGAAAAAAGAUGACGCUGGCUGCUUUGGAGGAAAGAAAGCUAAAGAGGAGUGGUUCAAUCAAGGAAAGAAAAAUGGAGAUCUGGACAGGAACUUUGAUACACUUGAUUUGCCCAAACGGUCUGAAGCAGCAAAAGGCUUUGAAUUGCUCUACCAGCCAGAGGUGGUCCGGCUCUACCUCUCGAUCCUCACUGAAAGCCAGAACUUCAACACUUUGGAAGCUGCAGCAGGUGCUUUGCAGAAUCUCAGUGCUGGAAACUGGACAUGGUCCACGUACAUCCGUGCAACAGUACGAAAGGAGAGAGGCUUACCAGUCCUCGUUGAGCUUCUCCAGUCUGACUCUGACAAGGUUGUGAGAGCUGUGUCAAUUGCCCUGAGGAAUCUCUCUAUGGAUCGUCGCAAUAAGGAUCUCAUAGGUAGUUAUGCCAUGGGUGAACUGGUAAGAAAUUUGCCUAGCAGACAGCAGAGAUCCGCUAAAAACCUGGAAGAGGAUACAGUGGUUGCAGUCUUGAAUACCAUCCAUGAAAUCAUUACUGACAGUUCAGAAAAUGCAAGGUCCCUGAUCCAGACACAGGGCAUUCAGAAGCUGGUAGCUAUCAGCAAGUCAAGCCAGUCCCCCAGGGAAACAAAGGCAGCAUCUCAUGUUCUUCAGAUGGUCUGGAGCUACAAAGAGCUACGAAGUGUCCUACAGAAGGAUGGAUGGAACAAAUCCCAUUUCCAGUCUGUCUCUGCAGCACCAAAGGGAUCCAAAGGUACAUCUGGCAAGUCUGGCUAUGACGACAGUACUCUGCCACUGGUGGAUAAAAGCCAAGAUAAUGAGAAGGCUGGAAGUCGUGAUAUGAUUCCUCUGGAUGAACUUGGUCCAGAUGGGUACUCCACCAUCGAUCACCGGGACAAAGAGCGCAAAUACAAGACCAAUGACACUAUAGGGGACGCAUCGGAGAAAGAACCUUUAAAAAAUGACACAAAUAGGAAAAACAUUAACAGGAGUAACAGGGCUUCGGUGAAUCUGGUGGAUGCCCGUGACAUUAAACCCCAGCCUGUUGACUCCUGGGUCUAAUUUGCAUGCAUGGGCUAGAGUCCAACUGCUUUUUUUUUUUUUUUUUUUUUUUUUAUACUGAGGGGAAAAAACAAAUUUGAACCAACACAGAGGAUCUCAUUAAUCACCACUGCCAUUCAAAUUCGGAGGGCGCUGCAUCAGUGAACAGUCUGCAGAUUCUAGGAGGGUGUGGGGAGAAAACAGACAACUGCCAUCAGCCAACCCCGGAGCACCAUGCCUUAAAGCAAGACAAUUUGCUUUUUAAAACUCAAUUACAUUCCCACCAGACACAGCCACCUCCCUUUGUCCCCCUCCCCCAAAAGAAGAAAGAAUCUAAGCUUACAUCUAACUGGUGACUCUUAAAUGAGGAUGGUGCCAAGGAUGAGAAGAGACGGUCACGUGGUGGGAAAGAGGACAGCUUUGCAAGUGAAAGAGGAACUGCAGAAUAUUUGAAAUAUAUCUUAGGUAUAGUCAUGAGGAAACUAGCACUUUUCAUUUGUUUUUGUUUUUUGGGUUUUGUUUUGAACUGUGAAUUUAAUUUUUAAAAGAUUUUUAUAUUAGGGAGUUUGGUUUUUUUGGUUUUGAGCUUUUAUUUUUUUUUCACAAGAAAUGCAGGAACGUUGAGUGGGUUUGUUGGAUUUUAAAGAAAGGAGAAAAAACUAUUUCGGCUGGUUGAACGAACUGGAAUGUAGACAACGAAGUUGAUGCAAGCUGUAUAAUCUGCUAUUAGAGGAAGCGAUAUCACACUGUGCUAUAUUAUCAUUAUAAUCUGGUGUAAAAUACUUCUGCCUUUUGACUUCUGUAAUGGUUCUAUUUUUACUUCCACAUAUGUAAACAGUUUGUUGAAGGUUUCACUGUCCCAAUUCAGAAAUUUGUGCUGAGAAAUGGAGUUGGCUGCCUUUUUAUUUUUGUUGCUCAUGAUGAUUGCAGUAAAGGAGUUGCUUUUUUUCCCCCCCAAGUGUUGAUGUUGGGUUGAUGGUUAUUUAAUCUUUAACAUAAUUUUAUUUCCCAUAGCUGUUAACACAUCGGGGAAGAAUGGAAACUUCCUCAUUAGGAGUUCCCAUUAGAACACACUGUAAUCUGACGCCCCUUAUAUUUUUGAUGAUAGACUCAGUUGCCAUUGGAUCCAUGCGUGUUUUCGGCUGUCGAGCCUGAUGAAAAGUAACUGAUAUAUUUCUUAAAGAAAUCAUCAUCCUGGUUUUGUUGUGCUGCUUUUUAUUUUUAGGUUGCACACUUAAGUAAGGGUAAAAUUCAGCCUCUUGCUGAGGGUCUACUCAAAGCCACCUGGUAGGCCAUAGGCAGACUCUCUGCACAAGGUUGAAUUUGUGCCCCUCCCAGUCACAUUUUACACAGAUGCUAUCUGGUGAUGCUAUGUAUUAAAUGCAAAUCAUUGAUUUCCUUUGGGUUUUGAUCCAAUGAGGGAGAAGGAUGAAAACAAGAAUCAAAUCUCUCUCCUAGCAUUGGAUGGAUGCCUUUUACUUAUUUUGUUUAGUUACCAUUGUCAUUUGGUUGCCAUGUUUACACCUACAAGUUCUUAAAUACAGUGUGACUGGAAAGCACAUCUUUGAAUCAAGCAAACUUAAUUUUAGGUUUUCAGUGCCUGCCAUUUCCUUUGUAAUUUAAAAAUGAAGAAGAAAAAACCCACAACAAAAAACGAAAUAUUACUGUAAUAGUAAACGUCUAAUUUUUUGUACAAAAUUAAAAAACUAAAAAAAAAGCAAGCCUCAAGAGCUUCGUAUCUUCUUGAGUAUAAUAAAAUUUGACAAAUACAUAUCUAUAAAUAAAUAUAUAUAGUUGUGCAGAGGAUAGGUUGCCAAAACCGUGCAAGUAGUAUGCAGGAGGACUGUUGAUUCAGGGAAAGACUGAUGCUCGAGCUACAGGCACUAACUUGAUCCCCCUUCCCAUCCCACUCACGCACAGAGAGGUUACGUCUGGGUCCUAAGAAAGGUGAAGUUGCUGGGAGAUUGGUUAUGUUUACCCUGGUGAGAGAGUCCUGUGAGGUCAAAGAUGCUCAGCUGGACAAGGGAGGCAAAGACAGAUCCAUCUGUGACCAUUUGGAUUCUGAUGGGCGGGGAGUUUUUUCUUCUUGUAGAUGUAAAGCAUAGAGUGAAACCAGAUACAUAGUUUUACUGUAUAUUCUAACAACGGUGCUCUUUUCAUACUUGUUCUACCGAUAAGUGGAGACCCUUUUAACCAGGCUGUUACACAGAAGAGUUUUAUACUGCUUUGGGUUCUGUACCUUGUGUGUUUUUGUAUAUGAAAGGAUUUUUUUUAAAAAAAACUUUCUUCAGCAAUUAGCAAUGGAACCUUCUUUGUAGCCUAUUAGAAGUGCAUAAGGAAGGGUCCCAGGAGACUCGGGUAUCAGAGUAUUGUAUUUACCAAAGGAGUCUCAGCAAAAGAUUACUGCAGAUAACUAGCCAAAUGUUGCAAGGCUUUUCUGCUAAGUCUUUGCGAUGUAGUCAUUCUACAAAUAUUCCAAAGCCAGGGAGAGGUUAGGAGGGAGAAUGGCAAAAGGGGAAGGCUGUAGGAAACACCCUGGGGAGAGGAGACUGGCAAUAAACUUAAAUGAUCUCCUAUGCAGAGAGAGGCCCCCCCAACAAAAACCUAGAUCUAAACACCCAUGCUAUAGGGAUGUUAAAAAUCUGGAUCAGAAUCCAGAUUGGGCAAAUGGCUUCUUUAUAAUGGGCCAAACAAAAAACACAGGGGUGUUUGAGAAGCAGAUUGUGUUUUAUAUUCUAAGCAGAAACCAUCCCACCCGAUUAGAAGGAAUGGAACUGGAUGCUUGGAAUCAUUGUGGGUGAUUGUUCUUUUCCCUUGUUUCCAGCUUUGUCUUUUUGUGACUGCUUUGUUUGCAAGGCUGCUUGCUCCUGAGUAAAAGACACCUCACCUCCCCCCAGUUAGUAGUAUGCGGUGUUUAUACCAAGAGGCAAAAUAUCAGGAGCAGUGUGGCUCUGACCACGCUCACCACAAUGAAGAUUUACUCAGAGUAUGUAGCAAUAACAAGAAUUUAAUCCUGUACAUUUCAUUGCUUUUUUUCUGCUCCUUUCCUGCAAGCCUUUCUCUGGACAAUGAGCAGAGAGAGGGAUCCCAGGGCUGACUUAAGACAUGAGAAUGGCCUCCAGUGUCAGCAGCAUCAGCCAUAGACCAAAUCAGGAAACCGUUUACUUUAAAAUGACGCUGCUGAUCAGUCCUAGCAUCACAUUUCAUCAAGUUGCAGUGGAAGCAUGCUGCAGGGGGUGGGCUCACCUGUGGGAGGCGCUCUUUUACAGAAAUGUAUUGGUGCAGGGCCGAUGUAUGGUAGCUAUAGCUAGCUGAUAACCUACUGGGACUUUUCAGGAUGUCUCCCCUUACCCAGCCCUUCCAAUCCCUCCCCCCACAACCCACCUGUUGCUUCCCAGCUAUGUUUGGGCUUCAUUUGAGAAGAGAGGGAAUGUGAAGGAAGGAAGCACUAGGCAUUUUAGGAGCGUUCGAAUGCAGAGGCGGGAAAGCAAUAGCGUGUGUGACAAAACCAGUCUGAAGUCAAGCAGCUCCAGGUCUCAGUUCAGUCAGGUCUCAGGAUUAGGCAUGCAACCGCCUCCCUGCCAUUUGCUCCAGACGCCUGCACCAUGACAGCCGGAGAUCAGGCCCACAGAGGAGCAAGAGCUAGAAAAAAACACCCCAGAGUUUCUAGUGUGUCCUUGUGGAGGAAGCUAGCAGGACAGUGGGUGCAGGCUUUCUGUUGAUCAGGAGGAGGCGGGAACCUCUGUUGCCUCAGCUAGAGGGCUGUGAUAAAGUGGGGGAUAGUUUGAUUCCCUCGGGGACUCAAGUUAUCCCACGGAGCUCUGUCCCCAGGAAGCAGCCCUAGCACAGCCCAUGGCACUACGCUGUGACCACUGAAGAAAACAAGUGCUAAUUUUGGUGGGGCUCCCAUGACUCAGGAGCCCCCUGUGGCUGUAGGUUUGGCUGCUGUGUAUUGGAGUAAUAGCUGUACCGAGUCAAUAGGUUCCUACAGAUACCCAUGGUGGGCCAGGCUGUGCUCAGUGCGGGAUCCUGGGAGGGGUGCGGACAUAUGGGGCUCCAAGCUAAGCCACCUUUCUGCUCUCCUGAUUCUGGAGCUCGCCAAGUACCAGUUCACCCCUCUGCAUAACUUGGAGAGGCCCAAAGACUAGUGGCUGGACUGGUGGCCCACAGAUCAGUUUGCCGGCUGUAGAUUCCUGGAGUUUGGUGUGCUCUGGCCACCCCUAGCUAUGUUCUCAGGAAUGCCCCCUACAUAGGGUAGAGUGAAUAGUGCAGAGCAAGCACCACCCUUCUUUACCACCCAGGGAUUGCUCCUACAGCUCUCAGAGCAGCACUGUCUCUAAAACAUCAUGAAUAGGACUGGUUUUGGGGACCAGGAACUGGCCCAGGAUAGGGAGACACACAGAGGAAGUAGUGGUUUGCAAGUAUGGUUCCACCACUCCAGUAAGCUCUUACCAAUACUGAUGAGAAUUCGUGACACGUGGCCUGCUACACACAAGGCUUGUGAUAUGCAAAGCACUUUUUCACCUGGGUUCAACUCCCAGAGCAUUAGGAUGGAGGGUCUCCCACUUUCGUUACUUACCUGCAGCUUACUGUGCGGUUUAGGCUUGAUUACCAACAGGGAUGGGGGCAUUAUAAGUUCCUGGACAGCGGAGGCAAAGUUUCUGGGGCCAACGGCCAUAUUAAUGAGAUUGAUUUUAUUGCUUCCUGCUGUGACACUCCUCAUGGCCUCACUCUUUCUUUGAAAACCGUGAUGUGCUAAUAGCUUCAGCCCAUGCUUUUGUGCUGUUGGGGUUGGGGGUCUCUGUCUCUCUCUCCCCACUCCCCCCAUACUUUCAAAGGUGUUUAUAGAGGUAUAGUUUCUAGCAAAGUCUCUUCACUGUUCUGCUCCUAAAAACUGAUGUUUCCUUACCUUUCACAGAAAGGUUUUCCUCUGAUUAUCGUACAGUAACUAGUCUAGUGCAUUAAGGGACAGUAUUAUAAACGGUUUUUUUUCCCUGUCUUAAAUUUACAUUGGGGUAGAAUGUUCAGAAACACGAUUGCAGGAUGAGUCAUGAGGAGGAAAGAGCAUAUGCUGCAAAACCUGCCGAUCCAGUUGAGGAUAUAAUUGUUCAGCAAAACAAAAACAUAACUAGACUAAGAAGCUUACUGGUAAUUAGUAGCUAAUGUGUUUGUAACUAUCAUGUGCCUUAAAAUUUUCAUGGUAGGAAAAUAAAGAAAAAAAAAAUCACCAAUGUGUUUUCUGUAAUACUACUCAACAUUAUCGCUGUAGUUUAGACUGGUGGGUUUUUGCAUUGUAUUUACACUGUACUAUAAACUGGAACACUUAGAAUGGUUUUAUUUUAAGAGUAAGAUGGGGGGGGGAUAAAAGAUAAUUAUGCUUUCAUAGAACAAAUGUUACCAUAACAGAAUGUAUUAUUAUAGGAAUUUUCCAUAACACCGAUAAGUAGAAUGCUUGUUAGAAACCAGGUAUGUAGGAUAACAGUUUGGUGUGUUUUCAAUAAACCAUGCCUGGAAAGAACAUGUGUGCCAUUGGUUAUUUGUAUUUGUUACAUCAGAUGUUCUAAAUAUUCUCUGCCACAUAACAUCAUUCAGCCAGGACACAGGGUAGUGGGACCCUAGCACAGGCCAGCAGUGUGCUGCGAAAAAACCUCUGGUAAUGAAAGUGAUUGGUGUAUGCUUUAAUGUACUGCAGCUGGAAACGGUAAUUCUAUGGCUUACGUCAGCAUUAUAGCAGAAAGCCAUAUAAUAACUUUGGAGUGUAGAUCAUGGCUUUACUAAGACACAAGGGUGUUUCUGUGGAGGGAGGGAGACAUCUGUAUGGGUCUGUUCAAAGGACUGCACAUUUGGAUUGACAAGCAUAUCUUACUGAUGGCUUACUGAUGACAAGCAUAUCUUACUGAUACCAUUUGUGAGGUCACUGCCCUUUCCCCACGCUUGCUGAUGAAAUAUUUUAGUACACCACGUCACAUGGCUGUAAAGUGUGCGUGCGUGUGUGUGUGUGUGGGGGGGGGUUAAAAAAAAUCAGAUGCUAGGAAUUGACUGGAGCUAGAUGCAUGCUUUGGGUGAGGUGUGAGACUUCUCUUGUGCUUUUCUUUUUUACAUGCUUUUGGGGUAUAUUAGAUAAUUUAGUUUUCCUGCUGUGUGGAAGGGAGAUCCACCCAGAAGCUGAGGAGACAACUUUCCAGUACAUGACAUGGCCCAUUGCUGACAGAUCGGUUGUGUUAAUUUUGAUGGAAUAGCUGGGCCCAGGCAAUCAACGGUGUUAACGUGAUCCUAUCACUGUACAACACUAAAGACUUAAACAUGGUUCAAGGUUCUGAGUACAGAGACCUCAACCUGCUUAGUCUCAUGACAACCGUCCCCAUUAAACAUUUUAUAACCUUGCGUUGAAGGUGCAGUAAAAGAGAGAAAAUCAGUCAAAGCAUUUCAAAUGUCAAGUAUUAAGUAAGGCUUUCAUUUUACUAUAUUUCUCAUUCCCUUUUCCUUCAGCAGUAGAAAGUUUUUAUAGGGAACGCCCCAGCCUGCCCCAUUUGACAGUCUUUUAGAAUCGGAUAACUGUUCUUUUUUGGGGGAAAGAGAAGUUAGUUCAGCUGGCCUGGAGCUGAUGAUAAAGACCAGUCCCAUUCUCUUGAAGAUCACACAAGACAAAUGGACACACAACAUGACAGCAAAGAACCACCAAUGUAGAAAAUGCAGUUUCUGUCUCUGGUCCCGACUCCUGUAGCAACUCGGGACAGCACACGAUCUUAUCAGUCAACCCCAAGACCUGGCAAACCAGUAUGAGCAUUGGGAGGUAUAGGGCAUUGCUUUUAGCUGCCUAUCUGCUCAUGAGCUUAUAGCAGUGUUGUAAAAAAUGCCAUCUUGUCUGGCUAAGCCAGACCCUUACUAGACAGAAGACAAUUUGAGAAAGAUAGAAAAGAGAAGAAAUAAGGUGGAGAAAGGUCAAGGACACAUGAGGGAGGGGUGACAGCAGGAACCCAAGUCUCCCAUUUCAGGUGCUAUUUAGAACUUAACCAAAGUGGUAGAAGUGAUGAUGUUAUUGGUUCCCUCUCUCUGGCCUGGAUUGGUCAGGACACCUUUCAGGUUCAGGACAAUGAAGGCCUAACAGUGUGGUACUGGAUCUUGGCAUCCCAAGAGAUGGUGGGAGUAGCAGCCAUAAUGAUAAAGUUCUCUCCUUCCAGUAUACCAAUUUCCACCAUUUUGUUUUUCCCUAAAGACUUUGUUUUUUUUUUUUUUUUUUAAAGAAUCCCCUAAAGGAGGUGAUGAGUGGCACAGGCCAUCUCCUCUGUAUUCGGUCUACCAAUUAGAUUAGUUAAUUUCUGAUUCCAUUCUUCUUUUGUUUAUUAGUCAUGACCUUAACACAGUCCUUGGGUGGUAUUAGCAGAUCUUUUUGUUUGACCUAAUCCAGUCUUUCACUUCUGUCAACUUUUAUAUAACAACUGUAUGUAACAGGCUGAGUUGGAUAUUUGUGACCUUGGACAACAUAGAGAACAAACCUCUGCACAGCAGAUCUUCUCUGAGCUACACCCUUGAGGACAGACUCUCCCUGGCAGGUUUAUCAAUGUUGAUCAGAUCAGAGAGAUUGAUGUGGCAAACAGUGUCACACUUCCUGACCCCCACUCAUCAAGCAUGGGAAAGGCCCAGCAAAAAUCUGUAGCAGUAAUAGUACCCUGCAGUGAGCUGGCAAGCAAGAGGAGGCAAGGUUCUCCCUGGAAGUUAAACAGUGAAUCAUAUUACCAGUCAAACGUCAUUAUACCAUUAAUAAGUUAUCACUUUUGAGGUUCCCAAGAUGCUUGUUAGCAGUACUGGGGAGUUUAUCUUCAACUUCCCUUCCCUCCUUUAAAUCUCAGAUGUCUGGAAUG
Chelonia mydas (Green sea turtle) is the source of this 12516-nucleotide messenger RNA. It is a transcript of the gene ARVCF, whose product is annotated as ARVCF delta catenin family member. Bases 1904 to 4675 code for a protein of 923 amino acids. Gene Ontology annotation, cellular component: nucleus; plasma membrane; adherens junction. NCBI's taxonomy places the organism in Eukaryota, Metazoa, Chordata, Testudines, Cheloniidae. Gene Ontology annotation, molecular function: cadherin binding. The record is from RefSeq and is a predicted model, not a curated record. The transcript has 18 exons. Gene Ontology annotation, biological process: cell-cell junction assembly; cell-cell adhesion.